GACUUGCGCGUUGUCUCCGAUGGCGUCCUCGUCCAGCACAGCAUUCAAGACAUUCUCGCUCACAAAUGACGUGGUUGAAGUCUCGCCACAGGACGAGAUCUACCGCUUCGAUCCCGAGGCGAACCGCACGCUCAACCGCGAGCAGCCAUGGGCGCGUGACCCUCACUACUUCAAAGUAUGCAAGAUUUCCGCCGUUGCAUUGAUCAAGAUGGUGAUCCAUGCACGCUCAGGUGUACCACACGAGAUCAUGGGGCUGAUGCAAGGCAAAGUCAUGGACCGAGCGCUUGUGAUUGUUGACUCGUUCGCGUUGCCCGUGCAAGGAACAGAGACGCGCGUAAAUGCCGCUAAUGAGGCGAACGAGUAUAUGGUGCAGUACAUUCAGGGCAGCGAGCGGGUCUCCCGGCAAGAGAACGCGGUCGGGUGGUAUCACUCGCACCCGGGGUAUGGCUGCUGGCUGUCCGGAAUCGACGUGAACACGCAAAUGACGAACCAGAAGUUCCAGGACCCGUUUGUCGCGGUUGUGAUCGACCCAAACCGUACGAUCUCCGCGGGGAAGGUCGACAUCGGCGCGUUCCGUACCUACCCCGAGUCAUACACACCGCCUGACGCAGGCUCGUCCGAGUACCAGUCGAUCCCCCUCAACAAGAUCGAGGACUUUGGUGUGCACGCAAACCAAUACUACCCGCUCGAGGUACAAGUAUUCAAGAGCAGUUUGGACUCGGAGCUACUUGGGCUGCUGUGGAACAAGUACUGGGUCAACACGCUCAGCCAGAGCGCACUGAUUUCCAACCGAGCAUAUGCGGCAUCCCAGUUGGCUGAUCUGGCACAGAAGUUGACCAAGGCGCAAACAGCCAUCUCGAGCACGAAGGCACCAGCGCCUUCACUCAAAGACGACAAGCAGGCUAGGGUGUGCCACAGUUGUCAAUUGUCAUGCGAUGAUAUACUCACUGUUUUUGAUAUACAGAAGGAAGAAAAGAAGAAAGAGGAUCAGAAUCAGCUACUGAAGAGUGUCCGGGAUAGCGACAAGAUCGCGUCGGAAGGGCAGCAUGGCCUCAUCGCUCAGGUGCUGAAGGACGUCAUCUUCUCUAUGCGUCCACAGGAUGCUGCUCGAAGUGAGGUCUCGGAGAUCAUGGAUACGACCAUGGCCAUCGGUUAAGCAUCCAACAUACACCGUGCCGAGGGGUCUGCAGUUCCGGGAGGGAGCGACGUUGUGUAUAUUAGUGCGUGCCUUGUCUUUGCUAUUGACAAAUUGUCAGAUCACC
Messenger RNA from Postia placenta MAD-698-R-SB12, 1262 nucleotides. RefSeq lists its product as hypothetical. Lineage: Eukaryota; Fungi; Basidiomycota; Agaricomycetes; Polyporales; Adustoporiaceae. Gene Ontology annotation, biological process: protein deneddylation. Gene Ontology annotation, cellular component: cytoplasm; COP9 signalosome. The transcript is spliced from 6 exons. The record is from RefSeq and is a predicted model, not a curated record. Gene Ontology annotation, molecular function: protein binding; metallopeptidase activity; deNEDDylase activity. Bases 20 to 1156 code for a protein of 378 amino acids.